Molecule: messenger RNA, 575 nt
Organism: Arabidopsis thaliana (thale cress)
Lineage: Eukaryota; Viridiplantae; Streptophyta; Magnoliopsida; Brassicales; Brassicaceae
Gene: SCRL16
Product: SCR-like 16
Exons: 3
Coding region: 58-204 (48 amino acids)
Biological process (GO): signal transduction
Cellular component (GO): extracellular region
Source: RefSeq, marked reviewed
AAGUUUAAGACUAAAAAAUACUGCAAGUAAAUACGACUUUGUUUAUCUUUUUGAAUCAUGAGAUCAAUCACUUGGUUUAUAGUUUUCUGUGUUUUCAUGUUCAUCGCUUUAAACCAUGUUAAAGGACAAGUGAAACCAACAGGAUGUCAAGGUGGACAAAGGUACCGUGGAAAAUGUGGCACUAACGGAACCAAGACGAAUUAGCAUCUUCGACAACACCAACUUAAAUCGAAGGAAGUACAAAUUAAACUGAGAAUUCAACUAUUCUGGAGUAUCCAAGUUAAACAUGUUAAUGGGCCAAAAUAAGGAGAUCGCCAGACGAUUUUGGUGAAAACAAGGAAGUCGCCAUACGAUCUCGAUCCAAAUUAGGAAGAUCGCCCAACCGACUUCCCAAUUUGAGGAAAAAGAAGCUUUCCUUUUUGAUAAAGGAGAAUGGUGAAAAGAAUGGAAUAUAUAAAAUUUAGGAGGGGUUAUUGGUUUAUAGAUUUAUAAGGAAUUGGAAAUCCAAACAAAAAUAAUUUGUUAUUCAAUCAUUGAUUUUAAAAUUCUAAUUAAAAUCAUGUUAUUGAUUUGAU